Messenger RNA from Clavispora lusitaniae ATCC 42720, 756 nucleotides. RefSeq names its product mitogen-activated protein kinase (gene CSK1). Gene Ontology annotation, molecular function: ATP binding; MAP kinase activity. Gene Ontology annotation, cellular component: cytoplasm; nucleus. Gene Ontology annotation, biological process: protein phosphorylation; intracellular signal transduction. NCBI's taxonomy places the organism in Eukaryota, Fungi, Ascomycota, Pichiomycetes, Serinales, Metschnikowiaceae. The record is from RefSeq and is a predicted model, not a curated record.
AUGGAUUACGACUUGGCCCGAGUCAUAUACCUGGCGGUGCAGUUUUCUGAGUUUCACAUCCGCAGCUUUGUUUACCAGAUUCUCUGUGGGGUGCAUUUCGCCCACUCGGCCAAUAUUGUGCACCGAGACUUGAAACCAGGAAACAUCUUGGUGAAUUCGCAAGGGGUGCUCAAAAUCGGCGACUUUGGCCUCGCCCGCUCGCUUGUAUCUUCUCCAGCUGCCGUCCAUAGCCCUAUAACAAACUACGUGGCUACUCGCUGGUACAGGGCGCCCGAACUCAUACUCCAACAGUCAACUUAUGGGAAGCCCGUGGACCUUUGGGCCGUGGGAUGUAUUUUGGCCGAGCUAUAUGGCCGCCGCCCUCUCAUGCCGGGAAAGUCGCUGCUCCAACAGCUCCAUGAAAUAGUAAAGUAUUUGGGUUCUCCGCCUCGAAGUUUGACUCGAAGCAGUUGGGACUUGCCUGUGUGCAACUUGCUGCCCAUUGCUUGGGUUUCCGUUUACCCAUUUGCUUCUGAGGAAGCUUUGGAUCUCUUGGGCCAGCUUUUAGUCUGGGAACCUUCCAGAAGGCUCCUGGCAUCCCAAGCACUUAGACACGACUACUUAGUAUCAGUAAGUAGCCAGAAAGAGGUACUGGCUCUGGCUCCAUAUAAGGCAGGCCCCGAGGAACAGGAAAAGGAUAUCGAGCUGCUAAGCGAGUUGCUACAACAAGAAGUAGCACUUUUCCAGAAAGAACGGGCCACGGGACAGGCGUACUAA